Nerophis lumbriciformis (worm pipefish) is the source of this 2583-nucleotide messenger RNA. RefSeq names its product organic cation/carnitine transporter 2-like. Gene Ontology annotation, biological process: transmembrane transport. The record is from RefSeq and is a predicted model, not a curated record. NCBI's taxonomy places the organism in Eukaryota, Metazoa, Chordata, Actinopteri, Syngnathiformes, Syngnathidae. Gene Ontology annotation, cellular component: membrane. Gene Ontology annotation, molecular function: transmembrane transporter activity.
GAUAUUGUGGACGUUAGCGGCGUAAAGAAGGAGUCCACAAUGCAGGACUACGAAGACCUGGUGGUGUCUUUCCUGGGGACUUGGGGUCCUUACCAGAGGCGAGUGUUCUUCCUGCUGUGUUUCGCCGUCUUCCCCACGGGGUACAACCUGCUGUGCCCCCUCUUUCUGCUGGCCACGCCCCCGCACACCUGCCGGAUCCCCGCCAACGUGAGCCAGAGCUGGAUCCAGGCUAGCAUCCCAGUCCAGCUGGUGGAAGGACGCUGGGAGCAAAGCGCUUGUCGACGCUUUGAGCCGGACUUCAUCCAGAACCAGAGCACACCGGUACCAGGACCAGAGGUCCUGCUGUCGGAGCUGAAGCAGGAAGUUUGUAAGGACGGUUGGACCUUCAGCAAAGAGCACUACCAGUCCACUGUGGUCACUGAGUUUAGUCUGGUGUGUGAGGACCAAUGGAAAGCACCUUUUACCUCUGUCGUCUACUUCCUGGGUGGACUGUUCGGAUGCUUCAUCUCGGGUCAGAUCUCUGACAGGCUGGGCAGGAAGCCGGUUCUGUUGGGUUCCAUCGCGUUGCUGAGCAUCUUCAGCGGCGCUUUGGCACUGGCGCCUUCCUGGGAGGUCUUCACCGUCCUCUUCUUCAUGCUGGGGAUGGGACAAAUCAGCUGCUACGUGGUGGCCUUCGUGCUCGGCUCCGAGAUCCUGAUGGGUCCAACAAGAGUUCUAUUCUGCAGUCUGUCUCUGCCUUUCUUUUACGUGUUGGGAAUGUUGCUGCUGUCCGGCACCGCCUACCUGCUCCCAACCUGGCGUAUCCUGGCGCCGAUCCUGGGCCUGCCUGGUCUGGCCUGUGUUCCGCUCUGGUGGUUCCUGCCUGAGUCUCCUCGCUGGCUGGUGUCUUGUGGACGUCUGAGAGAAGCUGAAGUUCUGUUAAAGUCCGCGGCACUGGAAAACCACGUGGAAGUGCCACAAGUCAUUUUCGACCCCCCCGAGGUGAGUACGCCUUGCGGUCCUGGUCCAAACCACCUAAAGUCUCUGCAGGUGGAGACCCCGGCGAGCCACAAGUCUGUGGGUUUUCUGGACCUGUUGAAGACUCGGAACGUUCGCUACGUCACACUCAUCUUGUGGCUGGUCUGGUUCUCCCUCAAUGUCAGCUACUUUGGCGUGUCCUUCAACAUGUCCAGCCUCUACGGAAACCCGUUCCUCAACUACUUCCUGGUGUCGGUCGUGGAGCUGCCGGCGUACACGGCGAGCUGGCUGGCGGUGCGUCGUCUUCAUCGCCGCCUGUCUAUCAUCAGCUUCUCCCUGCUGGGGGCACUGGCGCUGCUGCUGAUCCAGAUCACCGUCAACAUUCCUCUUUCCGCAGGCGAUCCAAAUGUGACCUUGUUCUUGGUUCUGGUGGGUAAAUUUGGCGUCCUGGCUGGCCUCAGCGUCUUGUACACUUUCAGUGGCGAGCUGUACCCCACAGUGAUCCGGAACACGGCCGUGGCCUCCUGCGCCACCUUCUCCAGGAUGGGUUCCUCAGUGUCGCCUUACUUGCUGCAGCUGGCCGUGUUCAAUCAGUACCUGCCGUGGAUCAUCGUGGGUUGUCUGAUGGUGCUCAGUGUUCUCCUGUGCGUCCUCCUGCCCGAGACCUUCAGAAGGCCGCUUCCAGACACCAUAGAGCAGAUGGCCACCACGCAGGGGUCUCCUCUUCUCAGGUGUACCUGUGGUGCAAAGCAUGAUGGGAAAGAAGUUGAGGAUCAAACAUCAGUACCAGAGAUCAUCUAUACGAGUCACUUUUAACCCAGCUCGAGGACUACAUUCUGUCAAGGCUGGACGGCACCGUCUCAUGUUGUCCACUAGAUGGCGACAAGGCGCCACCAAAGCCUCAAGGCUGCUCUUCAUGUAAUUUUUUUUAAAUUAUUGAACAGAGAUGUUUAUUGGAAAAUCUAGACCAGUGGUUCUUAACCUUGUUGGAGGUAUCGAACCCCACCAGUUUCAUAUGCGCAUUCACCGAACCCUUCUUUAGUGAAAAAUAAAAUGUUUAUUUUUUUUCAAAUUCAAGACAAAGUUAUAUGUUUUUGGUAACACUUUAGUGUGGGGAACAUAUUCUAAGUAACAAAGACUUAAUCUAGAGUUAUCUGGACACUAGGGGAACAUAUUCUAACUAAUAAAGGCUUAAUUUAGAGUUAUUUGGUUAAGGUUAGAGGGUCAGGGUUAGAGGGUUAGGGUUAUAAUAAGGCCAUGCCGAAUAAGGCAUUAAUAAGUACUUAAUAAUGACUAGUUAAGAGCCAUGUUACUAAUUUGCAUGCCAAUAAGCAACUAAUUAAUGGUGAAUAUGUUCCCCAUACUAAUUGUUGCUAAGCAGCCAGUUGACAACAGCUCUUUAGCUCUGGCGGCACUUGUGUCUUGUUUAGUAGUGGUGUGAUCAGAAACUCCCGUGGGUGCUUUGGGACCCGAGCACCCACGGACAAUGCCGAGCACCCACGUGGGAUUGAUGGCAACUUUCAAUCUUAAUUUUUUUUUGACAAAUCAAUCUUGCUGUAGUUAAUUUUGUGGCGAGUUUGGUCCGUUUUAAGAAAUAAUAAAGCCACAAAUCAUAUGGGAUAUUAA